Messenger RNA from Mya arenaria, 5399 nucleotides. RefSeq lists its product as uncharacterized. The transcript is spliced from 8 exons. NCBI's taxonomy places the organism in Eukaryota, Metazoa, Mollusca, Bivalvia, Myida, Myidae. The record is from RefSeq and is a predicted model, not a curated record. The coding region runs from base 772 to 2913 and encodes 713 amino acids.
UUAGCUAUUAGAAUCAUACGGUAACAUUGUUGUGUGAAUUUUCCGGUAAAGUCGUAAUACAAAGUCAACAGGUUUGUAAAUAUAUUAAAUAGUUAAUAUUACAUAUAAUUUCUGUUCGCGUUUUUAGUUUCGUGAUUUAGUACAAUCACAAAUAUUUGAGCACUCAUCUUCAAUAAUACGUUUAGAAAUAGUAUAAAUUUACAUUUCCCCCAAUAAACGAAAAGUAAGUUGUGUUUACUCACGGGUCCCCGAAAUGAUUUUUUUUAUUUAAAUAUAAGCAAUCUUUUGUUUAAUAUCAAGUGAUUUUUUUUUACAUCAAGUUUCAGUUUUAAAAGUGGGGUACUGAGUUUUGAUCAAGGGUUUGUUACUUAAUUUGAUUUUAAAAGAAGGUCUUCCAGUUUAUACUGUUGAUUCAUAAUUAGGUUGAAGUGAAUAUUUUCAUAGUUUUUCUUUCACUGAUAAAACUGCAUAUUUCUCCGAAAAGCAGGGAAGAAAUCACAAUUUCUGAUGUUGGUUUAGUUUCUUCAGUUAUGCCGUUGAUACAUGAUAACGUGAACAUUAAAAUAGUUCAAUCAGGGAUAUAGCAAUGAUAUGCAGCCCAUGACUUUAAUUUAACUUUCAUUUCAGUUAUAAUAUUUGAACUUGAGGGUAAAAACGGCUUUAAAUAAAACAUGAAACUCCGAUAGCCGUUUUGAUUAAAUAUUUUGGAAUUCCGCACUUGAAUAUCCUGUAUGUAAUUACAAGGUAACGUAAAGCGAAAGUAGAUAGAAAAUGGAGUUUAAAAGGUUUAUUAUUCCUUCAUCGUUCUAUCCGCGUUACUUCUAUUUUCACCAACGCCUACGUAGAUUUGUUCCAAAAUUUCAGGAAAUUGUCGAAAAGAAUGAUUUCGCAAAAUGUACAUUGUUUGGCCCAAAACACAUGGAAGACAUCUUGAAAGCGUUUGAUCAGUUUAAUGAAAAAGUUGAAGUAUUUGUCGGGAGGGACGAUGCAAUUAAUGAGGAGAUGUUCACGUGGAAGGAGCUGAUUGUUGAAGACAAUUCUAUGGAUGACGGAGCUGUUCGUGAAUCCGUUAGGCCUCGGUGGUCUGGUGCAAGUUGUUUCUCCCGGAUAUGCGUGGUUCUUGUCAACAAUACCACUAUCGAGAAAUGGCAGGACUCAUUUUGCGGGGAAAAGGGUCUUAUUUUCUACAAUACAGACGACAGUCGUUAUAUGACAGAGGAUACAAAGUUGAACAAACUAAUUCAGGCAGAACUGGAAACAAGAGUGAUCUCAUUAUUUGAAAGUGUGUAUUCUUUCAUCAAUAAACUGAUCCCAAGAGGCUGUAAGGAGUUCAGCGAUUUGACUCAGCAAACGAGUUCCAUUGACAAAUCAAAACCAGUAAAAAGAGCUAUUCACGAAGUUGUGAGAGAACAUGCAAAAAAAGAGCCGGAAAAGAAAGAUAAAUCUGCUUUCAUCUUCGCUAUAAAAACAGUCGUCCUAAAAAAGACACGCGCAACAUUUUGCGAAGGCCUUUCAAGAGCAUGCUGCCUACCACAGUCUGUCAUACUAGAUUUUCAGGGAGUCAAUUUUUUUGACGUCGAAAAGAAAAUCAUGGAACUUGAAGUACAUAAUUUAAUAGAUGUUACGAGCUCCGAUGAAAGAAAAUUAAUGAAGAUUGGGAUGGAGCUUGUUAGCUUUAUUGUUCAAGGUUUGCAAGAUAUCGAACACAAAUUCGUCAAGUUCAUGAAGGAACAAAUUGUUUCCAUCUCCAUGUUGUCAAGGAAACAAUUUGAGCUUACUGGAUUCCUCCGGUCAACGAAUGUACAGAUUGACGUCCUACUCCCUACCAUACUGAAAAUACCACGUGAACUACAAUAUAAACUUUUGCAGAAUCACCCAGAUGUCACUGGUUGUGGUCACAGACAUGGCAAGUUUGUGAUCGACGUGAAGAAGGCUCUUGCUGAAAAGGAUAAGGAGAGCAUUAGACGUGCAAUGAAAGAAAAGAAUUUCAAUUUUGAUUUUGAAUCCGAAGUAAUCAGAUACGUAAAGCAUUCAGGGUUUUGGGCAGAACAGGGAAAAACAAUAAGAGCGCAAAAGACCCAUGAUGAUCCGCUUUCUUUCAAGCUUGGAAGUUUAGGCUGUUUUAUGAAAAAGGAAAUUGAUUCGCAGGAUCGUCUGCUUGGUAUAACAUGUGGACAUUGUGUAUCAGGCUGCGAUGAAUCUGUUGAUGUUUAUAUUGACCAUGGAAAACAAUUCAGACCGCUUGGGAAAGUUCAGUACAAUUCAGCUCAAAAUUGUCAUGAAGAUGAAUUUUUAGAUAUUGCAACUAUAGAAAUAACGCUAAACAAGAAAUAUGUGAAAACAGAGUUAAAAAGAUCGGACGGAAGAGAUGCCAAGACUUGGGAUGUUUUUAACGGAGAACUGCCAGUUGGACUUGAUGUUUAUAAGCACACUUGCCAAAAGAAAUACGACGGGAAUAAAGAAUCCUCGGGAAUUACUUUAGGAAGAAUCAUAUCGUUAGACUACAUUGAUAAGUCUGUGAUGGAAGUAUGUAAUGAGAUUGAAGGCAAAUGCAAAACAAUCUAUGAAUUACCUGGGCCAUACGUCGUUCACAUUCAAUCAACCAUGGAUGAGCCGUUUUCGGUAAACGGUGACAGUGGUGCCGUUAUUUGCGCGGAUGAUAUGAACAGCGUUCAAAAUGUUCAUGUUAUUGCACUUCUAACUGGAGCGGUCGAGAGGCGUAUAUCCACCAACGGACCACUCCAGUACAUUUUCUCCAAAGGAAGCGUGUUUCAUGAAUUACUAAACAUCGUCAAAAUACGAGAAAACAUCCAGCUUUUACCUGCCUGUGUAAAACCAAACGCGGGAGGUUCAGCAGCUGCGCCGGUGUCAGAAACGACAACUACACCUGCCGUGGACAAGAGAAUCAUUUAAGACAAACUUGUACCGCUUCUCAAGAGAUUGUAAAGAACAAUGUGUAUUUAUUUCGUCAAGUUUAAUGAAAUUCUAGUGGGAUAUAAAUAGAGGAUACAUUGUUUGUUUCAGUGUAAGUCCGUUCCAUACUUCACCGAAUGGGCAUCCAAAAGCUAUAUUUACGAGUGGCGUUUAGUUUAAACUUAUACUACUUUACAACGAUUGUGAAACAAGUUAUUACAACAUUAUAUCAACCACUCUCGAUGGCACGAUUUUAAGCGACGGUGUGGUCUUGUGUGGUGAGGGAAAGCAGGAUGAUCGGAGGAAACACACUUGUCCGGUUUGGUGGCCACAAACCAACCGUACAAGCCUAGUAGCCUAGGUGAGAAGCGACUGCGCUAUUUACCACUGCGCUUACCGGAGGCAACUUUUUGAUUUGCGUUUGAAACAGUGAAUUGUUAUUUUUAUUGCACUGAUGAAUCUCUGUAAAUCACCGGAAAGCAAGUGUCAACAUAUUUGUGUCAACCGAACAACAGCAACACCAUUUGUUAAUGGCUUCAGGGAAAAAUCACCUUAGCAAAUUGAAUUAUUGCAAACUUUUCAAACGGUUUUAUACAGUACACUGCACAUAAUUUUAAUAUUCGACUUUUUCCGUUCUAGUUUAAUGGUUUAAAAUUUUGGUUUUUAAACUUAAAUUCAGUAUAUAGUAAAAUAGUUAUAUGCUAAGUGUUUAAGGUAUUCGACCAUCACUCUGUUGAUAUCGUGUGACCCCAUAGUAUUUUGGUAUAAUUUGGGUUUUAUACGUAGGGAAAUAAUGUGUAAAACUAUUACCAAAACGAUGCAGAACUUAUGUGUUAGUGUUUUUUUAAACUCUCAUACUUGAGCUGUACAGCAAUGUAUCAUAAACUAGUAAACUCUGUGGUAAACAAGAGGUCUCGAUUUUUCAUUAGUCGUAAGUAUAACUCAUAAUGUGUAAAAAAAAAAUCAAUGUUUGUUAUUUAAUAAUAAUAAUAAUAAUAAUAAUAAUAAUAAGUGUAUUAAUAAAAUUAAAAUAAUAACAACAAUAACAACAACAACAACAAUUAUUAUUAUAAAACAAAUAUUGAUUCUUGUCAUUUUAUCUCAAUAUCGAGAGUUCAUUACUGAUAUUGCCGUCCUCUUUCUGUGAUUUAGGUCAUAAACUGUGAACAUAUCAAGUUAUUGAGCCACUUUCGAGUGCUAUGAUACUUUAUAAAGACAGCGAUUCUGUGAUAUAGUUAUGUAAAUUAGUAAUGUUAAGUUUAUGAAUUACAGUUAUAUAAAAUAACUUUUCAGAUGUGUGUUUUUUUUAAAUUACAUUUUCUAAUACCUGAAUGCAAACUCUUGUGUUAAGUAACGCCCUACUGCUCUGUAAUACUGAUACUUAUGUCAAGGCGAUAUUCCUCUGUGUGUUAAUUAUUUUUUAACUGCAUUAAAUGGUGUAAGCUAUUAACUAUGAUAGAUACCCUAAACACUGCUACAAAAUGUUAAAAUCGCUAGAUGACGCCGGGCGAAAUUUUUGGUCAUCCAAUAUUAAAUCUUUUUUAUUCACGGUUUUGGAUACAUUUCGAUUGCUCAAGAUGUAGGAAAUAUGGAUCUAUUUAUAUAUAUAUUUAGACAACGGAUAAUUGACUGUUUCGACCAAAACUGGCAUGAUGUUAGUGAUUCCUCAAGGUGUCAUCAUUAUAAACAUUACAAAACAUUAUGAAAUACAGAAAGGUACCUACAUCUGGAAAUUCCAUUAAAAUAUAAGAUUGCUUUUGCUAGAGUUCGCUGUUCAAACCAUAAACUAAACAUGGAACUCGGUAGAUAUAUAAAUACUCCACAAGAUGAGAGACUUUGUAUAUAUUGUCUGAAUCAAAAUUUGACAGUUAUUGAUUGUGAAUAUCAUGCAUUCUUUCAAUGUCCUAAAUUCGAUAUUAUUCUUAGACAAUAUCUUGUAAUUGGUAUUCAUCUGGUAAUAAUUUUAAUGAUUUCUACUCUUUAAUGUCUACUGAAACUGAUAAUACAAUAUUGAAGUUAACAAUCUAUGUAUACCAUCUAUUAUAUAUAGCUUUAUUUCCCCCAUUUUCUGGGGAUGUACAUGGUAUAUGGUAAUACAUACACAAGAAUAAAUAUUUACAAACAGAAUACCAAUUUGAUAGUACUUGAAUAAAAUGAAUUGAAUUGAAUUGAAAUCAGCAUUUUUCAUUUCUCGUUUGUUGCAUGCUUUAAUUAUAUCAUUUAAUAAUUCAAAUCAGUGUGAUUGCCCUUAAACAGUUUUAUUUAUAAUUGCUCAUGGUCCGCAUACACAAAAUAAAAAAGUGUUUUGUUCCAAUGCUGACAUAUUUUAUCAAUAAAAAAUACGUGAAUCAACUUCAUACUUAAUACUUAUACAAUCAGCUUAGAAUGAUAUACUUUGUACACAUAAUUGCCAAUUUAAAAUUAUAGCAUAUGUACAUUCUUACUUUUAUAUGUUGGUUAACAAAUAAAUGGAAUACAAGUUUAAA